CGGAACCCCUGAUGUGACUGUUAUAGAAUUAGAGAGGUUGUUGCCAAUUUUUAACACCAAUUUUCUGUCUUUUAGAUAGGACUCAAGCCAUUUUAAAGCAUUGGAGUGAACUCCAAGUUUCUUAUGUUUUAUAAGAGGCAAAAUAUGGUUUAGGCUGUCAAAAGCUUUCGCAAAGUCCGUGUACAGAGUGUCCACUUGUUCGCCCUCCUCCAUCGCAAUGACCACGAAAUUUAGGAUUACAGCAAGAUUUGUAUUGCUGGAUAUUCCUGGGUAAAACCCAUGCUGCUGCGUAACAAUAUAUGUAACUCUUAAAUGCCCAAAGAGCUGGUUGUUUACAAUUUUAUCCAGCAGCUUUGGAAUGAUAGAUAGUUUUACAAUGGGGCGAUAGUUUUCAACUAAAUUUCGUAGGCCCGACUUAUAAAUUGGGGAGAUAAAUGAAGUUUUGCACUCGUCAAGGAAGUCACCGUUUUCAAGGGAUUUGCUGAAAAUUUUGGUAAGCGGCAGAUAAAGAGAGACUGCACAGUUUCUUAGAAACAGCGACGUCAGAAGGUCCUGCUCCUUUUGAAACAUCUAAAUUUAAAAGCGAUUCGAGAACUGUAUUCGGGCUCGCAAUGAUCACUUUCGUACAUGUAGAAUGCAAAUUGGAUUGUGACUUGUCUGAUGGGCAAGUGCCUGCUAUGAGGGUUUUGCCAGGCGAAGCCAUCAUGGCUGGCUUGUCUGAUGGACAAACGCCUGCUAUGAUGGGCAAGGGCAGAAAAACUAAAAAGAAAAAAGGUAGAAAUGAUAUGAAAAGGAAAAAGAAAGAUUUUAAAGAUGAAGCUAAUAGGUUGGUUGAGGGAUUCUCUGAUACAAGUGAGGAGGCAAAUUGUGUUGUUGGUGCAUCUGCACUUCCUCAGUUUAGUGGCAUGAUUUUGAAGAAAGGUACGUACAAGUUAGUUAAGUCUGAAACGGUAGAAGGUGGUGAAAUGAGGAAACAAGGUACAGUUGUUACAAAUAUUGUUUUUCCAUGUAGUGACCCGGUAGGAAUAGGGUGUUGUUCAAACAAUGAGGAGGUACGGGCUCGACAAAAAGAGUUAAAUUGUGAAGAAGUUACCGUACGUAACCAUGUGAAUAAUCAUGAAAUUAUUCUGAAUUCAAAUGUGCCAAAUGGGGAAUUGUCAGCUAAUCCCGAUGGAAAUAUGGGGGGCAGGGCUGUGCAGGUGAUGGAUGAUGGUGGUAGUACUAUGCGAGCGGAAGGUAGUAGUCAGUCUUUGGUUCAGAGCAGAUCUCAGGGGUAUGAAAAUAAGGGUGCUUAUCCCAAAAAUCAAGUUGGUGGUUUAACCUCAAAUGUAGGAAGUAGUGAUUUCAAUGGUAGAGGUGUAAGUCAACUAUAUCAGGCUGAUUAUAGAUGCCAAGCUAUAGUGUUGAUGGACACGUCAAACAGCGUUAAUUUUGAAAACAAGAAAAUGAGAAAUGGCUUAUUCUUAUUCGAUAAAAUAAGGAAAUUAAAUGUUAGCGGCAUGGAUAAUAUUCUAGCGAUCGGUAAAUCCUUGUACAAGGUUUUCUUUGACUCGAUUGAAAAUGCUAACAAGAGUGUGAGCAAUUGCAAAAUCAGGGAGAUGGGUUUUAGGGUAUUCAUUCCCAGGAGUUUCACUGAAAUCUAUGGGGUGAUUCGCCAGGUGCCCUUUGACUUCUUGGAAAAUGAGAUUUUUGAUAAUAUACAAUCAAGUGUCAAAGUUAAGUCGAUCUCUCGUAUUACUAGGAGGGACUCUGUCAACAAGGAUAAAUUUGUACCGACUUUGUCUAUAAAGAUUGGCUUCGACGGUAACGAAAUACCUGAUUCCAUUAAAAUCUUUUGUGUAAAUUUUAGAGUAAAUAAUUUUUUACCCAGAGCUAAGCAAUGCUUUAACUGCGGUAAACUGGGUCAUACAAAGCUUUCUGAGAUUGAAAAGUUACUAAAUCUUUUAGUGGAAAAGUUCAAUAUCGAAGCGGACGAACCGAUUCUAAAGGUGUUAUAUUAUGCUAUAAUGGAGAGUGUUAAUGAUAGACUACGGUUUAACUCGAAAAUUGAUGGCGAUCAAAGUAAUGCAGCUUAACUGUCAAAGUUUAAAAGCUAAUAGAAAUUACAUGGACUUUUUUAUUGAAGAUAACAAGAUUGAUGUAGUGGCUCUCCAAGAGGUGUUCUCGCUUGGGGAUAUUAGGGAGGGGCACAAAUUAAUGUAUUUUAACUUAUUAAUUAAAAACAGAGUGGAUGGCUAUGGUGGAGUAGCCAUUGGAAGCAGGAAAAACAUUGAAAUUCAGCGUGUUAGAUACAAUACAAAUCAAGACAUAAUUGUAGCUAAAACUACAAAUCUUGAUAAAAAUGUAAUUAUAGUAUCUGCCUAUUUCCCCCCGGGGACUAAUAUGUAUACUUUUGACUAUAAAAUUAAU
Messenger RNA from Rhagoletis zephyria (snowberry fruit fly), 2409 nucleotides. RefSeq lists its product as uncharacterized. The record is from RefSeq and is a predicted model, not a curated record. NCBI's taxonomy places the organism in Eukaryota, Metazoa, Arthropoda, Insecta, Diptera, Tephritidae.